GGGGCAUGGGAGGCGCGGCACGAGCCAUUCUGCAUAUGUCACCGGCCGGCUCGGCGGAGCCCGGUUGAUGGGUCGCCCGGGCCUGGUGGAGGCUGCGCCGCCCCUUGAGCCGCUCGCAUCUCGGCCCGGUCCGGCUGCAGCGAAAUGACCCCUGUGCUGGAGGCGGCGGCGGCCGGGCGCGAAAGAUGGGGUCGGGCGAGGGCGGCCAAGAGGGCUGCGUGCCUGCUGGCUGCGGCGUACGGGCUGAAGCUCCUCUGCCCGCUGCUGUGCCGGAGGCUUCGGCAGGCAGGCUGCAAGAGGGACUUGCGGCAGCGGCAGGUCGCCAACAGUGGCAGGCGGCGGUCUGAAGGACGGGAGCUGCCGCUGCAAUGCCCGGGGCCGCCGGCCGGGCGAGCCUCGCCGGCUGCCAAUGCGGAAUUUUUCCGGCAGCUGCUGGAACUUCGCAAGAUCCUCUUGCCCAAGUUGGCGAGCCGGGACUCGGGCUGGCUGUGCCUGCACUCAAUGGCCCUGGUCUCCAGGACCUUCCUCUCCAUCUACGUGGCUGGCUUGGAUGGCAAGAUCGUCAAGAGCAUCGUAGAGAAGAAGCCACGCAGCUUCGCCCUCAAGCUGAUCAAAUGGCUGCUGAUCGCCAUCCCGGCCACCUUCGUCAAUAGCGCCAUCCGCUACCUGGAGUGCAAGCUGGCCCUGGCCUUCCGCACCCGCCUGGUGGAUCACGCCUACCAGACCUACUUCGCCGACCAGACUUAUUACAAGGUGAUCAACAUGGACGGGCGCCUGGCCAACCCGGACCAGUCACUCACAGAGGAUAUCAUGAUGUUCUCGCAGUCGGUGGCCCACCUCUACUCCAACUUGACCAAGCCCAUCCUGGACGUACUCCUCACCUCCUACACCCUCAUCCAGACUGCCAGGUCCCGGGGAGCCAGCCCCAUCGGUCCCACCCUCUUGGCUGGCCUGGUGGUCUAUGCCACUGCCAAGGUUCUGAAAGCCUGCUCUCCCAAAUUUGGCAAACUGGUGGCUGAGGAGGCCCACAGGAAGGGCUACCUGCGCUAUGUCCAUGCACGCAUUAUCGCCAAUGUGGAAGAGAUUGCCUUCUACAGAGGGCACAAGGUAGAAAUGAACCAACUCCAGAAAAGUUAUAAAGCUCUGGCCGAUCAAAUGAAUCUCAUCCUCUCGAAGCGUUUAUGGUAUAUCAUGCUCGAACAAUUCCUGAUGAAAUAUGUCUGGAGCAGUAGUGGUUUGAUUAUGGUGGCCGUACCUAUCAUCACAGCAACGGGAUUUGCGGAUGGUGAAUUAGAAGAUGGCCAGAAACAAGCAAUGGUCAGUGAGCGAACGGAAGCCUUUACUACUUCCCGAAAUUUACUGGCCUCUGGAGCAGAUGCCAUUGAACGGAUUAUGUCGUCUUACAAAGAGGUCACUGAAUUAGCCGGCUACACAGCCCGGGUGUACAACAUGUUUUCAGUCUUUGAUGAAGUUAAGAGAGGCAUUUACAAAAGGACAGCUGUGUCUCAAGAACAUGAAAGUGGCAAUUCAAAGGGAGAGAAAACAGAACAACAUAUUGAUGGUCCCUUAGAAAUCAAAGGAAAAGUGAUAGAUGUUGAUCAUGGGAUUAUCUGUGAAAAUGUUCCUAUAAUUACCCCCAAUGGAGAUGUGGUGGUUUCAAGACUAAACUUCAAAGUUGAGGAAGGAAUGCAUCUUCUAAUUACUGGUCCCAAUGGCUGUGGGAAAAGCUCUCUCUUCCGAAUUCUAGGUGGCUUGUGGCCUGUCUAUGAAGGAGUCCUCUACAAGCCACCUCCUCAGCAUAUGUUCUACAUCCCACAAAGGCCAUAUAUGUCCAUUGGUACACUGCGUGAUCAAGUAAUUUAUCCUGACUCAGUGGAUGACAUGCAUGAAAAGGGGUACCAAGACCAGAAUCUGGAGUGCAUCUUGCAGAUUGUUCAUUUGAACCACAUAGUUCAGAGAGAAGGAGGGUGGGAUGCUGUCACAGACUGGAAAGAUGUCUUGUCUGGAGGUGAAAAGCAGAGAAUGGGCAUGGCCCGAAUGUUUUACCACAAGCCCAAGUAUGCAUUACUUGAUGAAUGCACGAGUGCUGUCAGCAUUGAUGUUGAAGGAAAAAUAUUCCAGGCUGCAAAGGGAGCUGGUAUAUCCCUGCUUUCAAUAACGCACAGGCCGUCUCUUUGGAAAUACCACACUCACCUGCUGCAGUUUGAUGGGGAAGGAGGCUGGCGCUUUGAACAGCUAGACACUGCUAUCCGCUUAACCCUCAGUGAGGAAAAACAAAGACUGGAAUCCCAGCUUGCAGGAAUGCCAAAAAUGCAGCAAAGACUGAAUGAACUUUGCAAAAUCUUAGGGGAGGACUCUGUGCUGAAAACGAUGGAUAAAGAGGAAUAAAUGUUUUAAUUUAGAUUUUUCAAAGGUUUUUUUUAAAAAACAAAUGCAGUAUGAUUUCUGAGAGACACUUCUGCUUGUAUGCAUUGCAAUUAGCUUAAGAGUGCAAGUCAACAAAUGGAAUUCUUUCAUAAAUCUGUUACCUACCUAGUUGAAUGGAAAAGUAGUUCAAGGUAAUGAGAUUUGACUGGAAACAAGAAAAGUGGGCUUUCAAGUCCUGCUUGAAGUGUCUUAGAAACUGAUUCUCCAAACUAUGUGGUCUUUUGCCUUUUUAAAAAAUAUUUGUUUUUGACCCCAGUGUUCUGCUGCUUUGAUACCAUCUUUGUUCCUUCCCACGUAUUCCCAACCAGUUGAAGGUCACAGUGUACACACAUCAGGUCAGAUGUGGCUGCAUGACACUAUGAAUGAAGGCAAACAUAACCCCCCUUAUUGCCUGUACUCUGGAUGUGGGCAAAGGAACACAUCCCCUUGACUUUACUGUCGUGCUGCAUUGAGCUGGUCAUUUCACUACCUACCACCAUUGUGUGGGAAGACCUUUCACCAAAGGCUAACUCUAGUAGUGAUGCCUGACUAGAAUGUGGAUAAGCAUUCAGGUGUGCAUCAGAAUGUAGCAUCAGUAGAUAAUAUUAGCAUUUGCCUAUCCAGUUGCCCAUUUGAAUGUGGAUACUGUCCACUUUCAUUGCAUUACUUUCAAUAGAUGUGCAUGAAGAUGCACGCAGCAGUGUGUAUAUGCAUUCAAAUGGUGUCCCAAUGAAAUAACUAGGUAAGGGUGUUGGAAUAGGAACUGGCAGACCCAGUCUUGGAUCCUAUGUAGCAUGUAUGGCGCUGCAUUGCAUAAAACAGCAAAUUUGCACAUCCCACUGCAAUCAUCUGUGAUCCUCAAAAUUGUGGUCCUAUGAAUCAGUGGGACACCCUCCCCCCCUCCCCAGAACACUGUAGGGGGCCAAAUGGUACACUGAGAGACAGGAAUCAGCAAAAUUGUCUUCUCUCUCUUCUGCAAGCGGUAUAACAGAAAGGGAGGUUAGGAUCGAUGCCUCACCUGUGAAUCCCCACUCUGCCAUGAAAUGUACUGUGUGACCUUGGAUUGAUUCCUCUCUCAACUUCACUUACCUCACAUGUCUGUUGUAAUGACAGAAGAUCAGGGAAGAAACAAUAAUUCAUGCCACCAGUUGCUCCUUGGAGGAAGGUCAUGAUAAAGAAAGCACUAAAUAAGUAGGUAGACUGGGGGGAAAGUGUCACCAGUUACCCUGAUAAUUGUGAUGUGUCCUCUCCUCUACCUUCUGCAUAGUGAACAGGUUGCCAUUUUUUAAAGGUGCAAAAAAUGGUAACUGAAAAAAUAGGCAGUGUUUGUGCAAGUGUGUGAGAGACAGUAGAAAACGUGACAAUAACAACACCCACCCACCCCCGGGAAUUUCAGCUCAGCACUAGUUUGGACCAGGGAAAUCAACCAAGAGCAUGGUGUAUGUGUUCAUAGUACCUUACCCUAGUGAGGUGAACUCUACUUCCUCCUGGGAAAUCUAUUUGAGUUGUUAGAUUAUCUCGACAGAUUCUUGCUUCAAAGUCAGAAGGCGGAAUGUUCUCUCCAACCCUGCUGCCACGUGCAUAUGAUAUGCCUGCUGUGUUCAGCAAAUCAGGGGUGUCACUCAGGCAUGGAGCAACACAAGGGAAGGGCUGGGGUGAGUAUUCAAGUGCAUGCAAAAAUGAAUGAGGGGAGGAACCAAGAAUGUUCUUUUUAAUCCUUGUAAAACUGACCUCCUGUUUUUGAAACUGAUAACACAUGCAUGUCAGUAGCUGUAUUUGCCUAGCAAAAAUAAUAAAGUGACAAGCAGCCUAGAGGACAACUGUCCUGGCAAGAAUA
Sphaerodactylus townsendi is the source of this 4243-nucleotide messenger RNA. RefSeq names its product ATP binding cassette subfamily D member 2 (gene ABCD2). The coding region runs from base 145 to 2388 and encodes 747 amino acids. Gene Ontology annotation, biological process: long-chain fatty acid import into peroxisome; peroxisome organization; very long-chain fatty acid catabolic process. The record is from RefSeq and is a predicted model, not a curated record. Lineage: Eukaryota; Metazoa; Chordata; Lepidosauria; Squamata; Sphaerodactylidae. The transcript is spliced from 10 exons. Gene Ontology annotation, molecular function: ATP hydrolysis activity; long-chain fatty acid transmembrane transporter activity; ATP binding. Gene Ontology annotation, cellular component: peroxisomal membrane.